This is a messenger RNA of Maudiozyma barnettii, 837 nucleotides long. It is a transcript of the gene ASF1, whose product is annotated as nucleosome assembly factor ASF1. The record is from RefSeq and is a predicted model, not a curated record. The transcript has a single exon. Lineage: Eukaryota; Fungi; Ascomycota; Saccharomycetes; Saccharomycetales; Saccharomycetaceae. Gene Ontology annotation, molecular function: histone binding. Gene Ontology annotation, biological process: DNA replication-dependent chromatin assembly; nucleosome disassembly; nucleosome assembly. The coding region runs from base 1 to 837 and encodes 278 amino acids. Gene Ontology annotation, cellular component: nucleus.
AUGUCAAUUGUAUCUUUGUUAGGUAUUAAAGUAUUAAAUAAUCCUGCCAAAUUCUCAGAUUCAUACGAAUUUGAAAUCACAUUCGAAUGUUUAGAGCCAUUGAAGAAUGAUCUAGAAUGGAAAUUGACUUACGUAGGUUCAUCUCGUUCUUUAGAACACGAUCAAGAAUUGGAUUCCAUCCUAGUAGGACCCGUACCGGUUGGGGUAAAUAAGUUUAUUUUUUCAGCAGAUCCACCUUCUGCAGAAUUGAUCCCUGCGAGUGAAUUGGUCAGUGUCACAGUGAUACUUCUGAGUUGUUCAUAUGAUGGUAGAGAAUUUGUUAGAGUUGGAUAUUAUGUGAAUAAUGAAUACGAUUCUGAAGAUUUGCGAGAGAAUCCUCCAGCAAAGGUUCAAGUGGAUCAUAUUGUAAGAAAUAUUUUAGCGGAGAAACCUAGAGUUACGAGGUUUAAUAUCGUUUGGGAUAAUGAAAAUGAAGGUGAUUUUUAUCCACCAGAACAACCUGAGGUGGAAGAGGAAGAGGAGGAUGAAGAGGAUGAUGACGAUGAUGAAGAGGAAGAGGAGGAUCAAGAUAAGGACAACGAUAAUGAUGAGGAAGAAGCUGUUGUAGAAGACAAUGACAAUGCAAGUGCAGCAAAUGCUGACAACCAAGAUGAAGAUGAGGGUGAUGAAGGUGAAGAUAUAGGAAACAGUGAUGACGAAGACGACGAUGAAGAUGACGAUGAAGAUGAAAAUCCAAAGAAAAAACGUAAAACUGAUGAAUCAGCUAAUAUCACUAAUAAAGAAGUGGCAAAGACUGAAGAUGAAACUCCAGGGACACCAAAGGAUAAUGAGGCUUGA